Messenger RNA from Linum trigynum, 3817 nucleotides. The record is from the annotation of a GenBank genome assembly. Lineage: Eukaryota; Viridiplantae; Streptophyta; Magnoliopsida; Malpighiales; Linaceae.
CGUAAUAUGUAAUUAAAGAUUGGAUACCAAUUCGGAUUACCUAUUUCAAUUGUUGUAAGGUAGCGCGCUAUUCAAUGAAGAAAACAUACUUUAGGAAAGUUGUUCAGGUUAAAUAUCUCAGACUGCUAAGGAGAGAUUCCUAGUCUGGUAGCAGGUUAUUGGAUCAGUUGGGUAGUCAGCGCGUUACCGGUGCGAGAAUCAACUCCGUACCCUUCCUUCAGAUAGUUACCGCUUUGCACGAGCUGGAACCAGUAUUUACUGCUCCAAAAUAGUCGUUCUUACGCUUCCGGGGGUCUCCCUCUCUACAGUGAGGUUCUGUUGAUGAAGACUAAAAAAAUGAUUUAAGGUGGCAUUGUCCACGGAGAAACCACCCCAAAGCCAAGUCACUAUGGUAUCCCCUACUAAGCAAACGUAGGCUUGGGCUCGAAAGCAAGAAGAAAGGGAUUAAGCAACUUAGGUCAGAUUUAUGUGCCCCGCUUCCCGUUGACUUAAACGAUGACGGGCUGGUAUAAAUAACCUCUCUCGAACUUAGAAUAAUGUCCUUGCUGUGUAUAAGCCUCCAACCCCAAUGUACCAUUAAGGGCUCUCGGCCAACGGUUCCUGUACCCCCGCUAGUGCCACUGCCAGGCCCCGAAGAAGACUGUGUUGUAAAACAUGCAUGCGCAGAAGUCGGGAGAGGUUAUGCAAUAUACUCGACCGAAGGGAGGGAGAGGAAGAAUUCCAAACUUUUCUCUCCUCUCCCCGUUGUUCGAGCAUAUUCUAAUGAGUAUACCCAUUACCAAAAAUGGACGUCACUUUGUGACACAUGCAGAUAGCCGCCCCGCGCGACGUUAGCGGAGCAUUAGGGUUGGAAGUGGAAGGCCUUCCGUACCAUCACAAGAUUGGUCGUUCUUGGACGGAUCCUGCCCCCUUUACGUAAGGGAUAGGGGGAAGGUUAUGCAGGAACAGCCGUACGUACCCAACAAGAGAAAGCUAUAUUGGGUCCCCAGGUUACUCUCGAUAGAGGUAAGGUCUUUCAGUUAUGUGUUUUUUCAUAAUAAAGAAAGACUCAUCUCCUUUCCUAACCUCCUUUCGUCCUUUCAACCGGAUUGGAGAAUUGAUUAGAUGAUCUGCAGCCAUAAACCUCUGCUCUGGGCAACCAUCGGGAAAUGCCAUUCAUGAAAGGUAAGGUAGAACAUCUUUCAGGGCGUGGAUUUGUUUAUGUCUUUUGUUGAAUCUUUUUCACGGCCCGAUAGAUAAUUUGAUAAGCCAAUGAUUUUUUUCCGUGUUUCAGAAUACGGAAAAUGGUCGGCUUGGGGUCGACUGCCUUCUUCUCACACUCUCAUAGCGGACAUCGGAAGCUCUUGGGCGUGGGGCGUGAUAAAGGGUUGGAAAGUAGGCCCGGAACCAUAGUGCUUCUUGUAACCGGUCUUCUUCUUACAGUAAGCGCUGCAAUUGAUUCAAUUAUUGGCCUAUCAGCUCUUGCGCACUCAUUGGCUGGGAUAGAAGAAGCUGCCUCCACAGCCGCUGAAGUAAAUUGGAUCAUGAAUCUUCUUCAAGACAAGAGCUCAGCCGUAGGAGGAGAAGGAGCGCUGGUCGCUGGUGGCUUUGAGUUUAAUGAGUCAGGUGCAGUGGAAUGAAUCGCAGUUUUCCCUGUGACAGAUCAUCUCACCUUUUUAAUCUGCCUUCUAGGGAUUAAAAACUGAAGCUCUAUCCGGCAGUGAGCUUCUUCUGACCCCACUGAAAGAAAAGAUGUAAUAAAUAAGAAUUACUACUUAGUCAAGUAUGAAGGGAACAAGGUCGGCGACUCUAAAGGAGAGGAAGGAGGCAUGAAAAUCGUCCCCUAUGAACCUAAAAAUAACUCUGCUUUAGCAAGUGCUAUAGCUUGCCAAUGGACGAGCGGGUGGGAUUUUGCUAUUAUGGGAUGAACUCUUUGCAUGCUCUUUCGAGAGUUUAGAAACAUAUCUGAUCUUUGCCAUCCGACCUCUUGCAUUGCAUUAUCAUAACGAAAAGAAAAAAGAGAGAUUGCUCUUGUGAUUCGGAAUGAACCUUUCUCGCUACGGGCGAUGCACCCAGGCUCCCCAAGCCCGCAUAAAAAUAUGCCACUGACGUAAGUAAAGCUAAAGUAACGGUAGUAUUUAUAUCAUUCGUGGGUGCGGCUGGUGUAUUUCCCCUAACCAUGAAAAGGGUAGCUUUGCUAACAAUUCUUUGUCUACCAGAACGAUUGCCAAAGGGUUGAAUGGAGAUAGUGCAUCAAGCUGUUCGCAAGGGGCAACUUGAUCCUCUUCCCAUCAAGAUUCCACGUUGUGUCAAUGUUUAGUAUUAUAGGGAGACGUUCAAGGAUAACAUGAGUAGUUGUUACGUGUACAAAGGUGUGAGGUGCCACGCUUCCAGCCUCAUGGAAAGCAAGGAAGUCAACAUGGCAAGGUAGGGAAAGGCGAGUCCCGUGUGGAAGGGCUCUCUCUCAACGGAUCAAAGGUACGCCGGGGAUAACAGGCUGAUGACUCCCAAGAGCUCUUUCUUGGAUUACUAUUUUAUUAAGUGACUGAGAAGUCGGCCCAAAAAACCAAAAAGCCAAAUCCCCGAAUUUAUUGCCCUUCGCCGCCUACAAGCGAUUGGUUAAGUCUUUCUUUUCCUCUGGUUACUAAGAUGUUUCUUCGACUUCACUCGUUGGCUCCGCGUCCACCAGUAGGCUUAGUGAUAACUAAUUAGAGUUGACAUGAAAUGCAACGAACAAAUCUCCGUUGGACGGGCCAAGCAAGAAGGAAAGCACUGGUUUAGGGAACGCGCUAUUCGAUGAAGAAAACAUACUUUAGGAAAGUUGUUCAGGUAGCUCAACUGGUUAGAGCAAAGGACUGAACAUAUGAUAAACCUUCGGGCUCACAUAUUCCCUCCCUCUCCUUUCAGUCGAGCAACUUUGUUCCUUCGCCCGCCAAGACUAACUUCGGAUUGGAUUCUUUUAUCCGGACGGCACCAAAGGCCUCUGCCCUUCCGUCCCUUGGAGCCGUUAUACGGUUUUCCCUCGGUAAGGAUUGAGAAACUUGAACCCCCUUCUCCGGCACCGAUGCCGGGGCCCUAUUUGCCGGCGUUUCCGUAACCUCUUUUGUACAGAAAAAUAGGAAAUCCGAUAUCCGAUAGAUUAUGGCUUCCUCACUAUCAGCAAGCCAAGCCCAGUGCCUGGCAGAGCUAAAGGGCUUCAAUCCUUAUUCCUUAUCCCCAUCUUUGCCCAAGCUUUCCUCAGUGCCAGGCAGAGCCGCUAUAAAAAGGACUUUCUUUGUCUUCAACUUCAAUAGGGAGAUCAUGAACGCUACAGGUGUGGGAGCGAUCCUGGUCAGGGAAGGCUAAGACGACGCCUCUUGUCUAUAGCUCCUCUAGGGCCUUUAAGACUUAAUUUCUUCUUCUCUCCCAAUGAAAAAAAUCGAAGCAGUUUGUUGAAAUUGACCUCCACACAAAGUCUUGCGAAUUUACCUUUCAUCGCAUUUUCCCUUGUGGCGUCUACUCUCCCUGGGUUACCGAUGGUCGCUCCAGGAACGAAGAGAGCUCACUCCACAUAAAACUAGCACUUCUAUGAUAUUGGUAGGCGAGACAAACCUACAUCCUUUGAUACAGGAUUAGGCGGGCAAUUUUUUUCUUUCUCUCCACUCGAUCAAUCCGCCAGCAAAAAGCGUUCCAUCUGUUCCUGAAUAGCUUCUUUCAAAAGGGCUUCCGCUUCUUCGGUGAAUGUUUUGGUAGAAGAAAUUAUUUCUAGGAACUGCGGUUUAUUGGUUUUUACAUAGGUCCGUAACUCAACGAGAAAUUUCCUUACUUGUCCAAUUUCUAAUGAAUCAAGAUCAUCAGU